AUAUCUAAACAACAAUUUUUAUUGUUUACAUGCAUGCAGUGCAUUGUCAGCAAGUAUUCAGCAAAGAACCAAAAGCUAAUCAGGCCUUACGUACCUACAUCCAGUUACUUGUCUGUAUAGAGGUCCGAUGGCUGUUACCGGGGCAACUAAGUGGCCUUGUCCAACCUGUACGUACAGCAACUGGUCGACCAGCUCAAAGUGUACUCUGUGUAGUUGUCCACGACCCAACGAGGUUACUCCGUUUUGGACGUCGUCACGGAAACAUUCCCCCUCAUCGAUCCUAACGUACGGAGGAGACUCUUCAAACGUUCACUCGCCUGAAAUAAACUACAAGAACUCUUUCAGCUCUGAUAGCGGCUCUCAUCAUAAGGGGUCAAAGUGCAAAACAAAGGCGAAAUGGACAUGUGGAGCUUGCACGUAUACCAACUGGGCCAAUACUCAUCAGUGUGUUAUGUGCGGUGCACCAAAGGGUAAGGUAAAAGUCGAAUCGGGCGCUGGAACCAAUCGAUCCAUCUCCGAAUCUAUUCUCGAGUACGCCAGUAGUAAAGGAGCUGUGGGUGGGGCUUGUAUCCAAGACGACCGUGUUCCUCAGGUGAGGCCAUCACGACUGAGGAAAGAAAGCAAAAACGGAAAUUCAAAUGUGGAAAAGAAAUGGAAAUGCCAUCAGUGUACUUUUGACAACUACCCGAAAGCGACUAAGUGUGUCAUGUGUCAGACUAGACGAACUUCGAGUCCUGUACAUGUAUGUGAAGAUACGCCUGCUUCCACACCCUCACCACCCUCACAUCACCCACCCUCCACCAGUCACAACUUCAACCAGUUCUCAUCAAUUUCCCUCCUACACACUCCUCCUAUAAAUGCCAACAAAACGACUGUCAAAUUUACCCCUUCCCCACCCAGCUCCCCUCGACCUUUAUCCUCUAGCUCUGCCGCAAGUCUCAAAGACAGAAACUGUCCACGUGACUCCGAAAGUGAACUAGUGGAGGGGGUGGAGUCUCUAGAAGUAGCACCCUCCUCUCUGCUCAAGAGUGAUAGCAACGAAGUGAGACAGAUUCGAAACCGACUAACGAAUUCCGACUGGCUCUUUCUGAAUGCAUGUUUGGGUAUUGUAAAUGGAGAGACAUCUGCUGUCAAGUCUUAUCUGAGACAGGUGGGAGAUCGCUCACGACAGCUGUCAAAGGAUGAAUGCUUGGUGAUUGGUCAACGACACUCUUUCAGUGUUGGCAGUACUCUGGUACACCUGGCUAUAAGGUUCCAACGCUCUGAGAUGCUCAGUCUCCUCCUAACACCAGCCUCCUCUGAGGCACGGAAGAGACUCCCCUCUGAAACUAGCCCCGACCUUGCCGCAAGCAUUAGAAAAGAAUUCAGCCUGUCAUUAUGGCAACACAAAGGAGAGUGGCCGGUUUAUUUCGUCACACAACUGACAACCUUCACACUACCUUCAGAUAUUCGCAAGUUCUGUUCGUCUGUUCAAAAGAAGGUACUAGAUGAGGUGGUCGACAGAGAUGUGGAGCAAGAGUUGGAUGAGGGUGCCAUCAUCAACUGGAGUACUGAGGUGGUGGGUGAACUGGGCAGUAAGCUCCACCCACUGUGGAACCGGACGGCUGGAGACUGUCUCCUCGACUCAGUGCUUCAAGCCACAUGGGGGGUCAUGGACCGAGAGUCGACUCUACGCAGGGCCAUGGCUGACAGCCUCACUGAUGGGGCCUCAAGGUUCUACGAUCGCUGGAAGGAAUCUGAGCAACGUCUGUCAAUGGCCCAAGGCUAUAGUCUAGACGAGGACCAACUGAGACAGGACUGGGAGGCGGUGCUGACACUGGCUGACCGACCAGGCAAGGCUUUGGAACAGGCUCACAUCUUCGUACUAGCACACCUCCUGCGACGCCCUGUCAUCGUGUAUGGAGUGAGGGUCGUCAAAAACUACCGUGGAGAGAACUUGGGAUUUGCCAACUUUGAAGGUGUGUACUUGCCGCUGCUCUGGGAGGCUAGUUUCUGUUGGAAGACUCCAGUAGGUAUGGCAUACACCAGAGGUCACUUCUCCGCUUUGGUCGCUAUGACAACACCACAACCCUCUGGUGCAGGGGUCCAUUCCAACGUGUCACAUGAAAAUCAUGUGACUUAUUUACCACUAACGGACAGUGAUGGGCAUCUACUACAAGUACAUUUUCUCACAGAACAAGAACUUGGUUCAGAGGAACGUCUACUGACUGAGUAUUGUGAUUGUCAUAUGACUCGUCUGGGCACGCUCACAGCCAAACAGGAAGUGUUACCACGACAACAGCCGACACUAAUGGUACAGCUGGUGGACGCUUGGUUGGACAGAUAUCGUAGAAUGGACAAACGCCAUGGAUCCUCCUCGGCAUGUCUCUAUGACUCUGACAACUAAUGUGUGGGUGUAUGAAUCAGGACGUUGUGUUCAAGUCUUUCAAUAUAAUUACAUGUGCAUGUGUCACUUUGAUUUUUUUAUGUUAAUUGACUGAUUUUUGUAAUAAUUGUGUUGCUGACAGAUCAUUUAUAAA
Halichondria panicea is the source of this 2519-nucleotide messenger RNA. RefSeq names its product ubiquitin thioesterase zranb1-like. Gene Ontology annotation, cellular component: cytoplasm; nucleus. Gene Ontology annotation, biological process: protein deubiquitination involved in ubiquitin-dependent protein catabolic process. Bases 128 to 2386 code for a protein of 752 amino acids. The transcript is spliced from 8 exons. Gene Ontology annotation, molecular function: cysteine-type deubiquitinase activity; K63-linked polyubiquitin modification-dependent protein binding. NCBI's taxonomy places the organism in Eukaryota, Metazoa, Porifera, Demospongiae, Suberitida, Halichondriidae. The record is from RefSeq and is a predicted model, not a curated record.